Petromyzon marinus (sea lamprey) is the source of this 12979-nucleotide messenger RNA. RefSeq names its product immunoglobulin superfamily DCC subclass member 4-like. The record is from RefSeq and is a predicted model, not a curated record. Gene Ontology annotation, biological process: cell-cell adhesion. Gene Ontology annotation, molecular function: protein binding. Lineage: Eukaryota; Metazoa; Chordata; Hyperoartia; Petromyzontiformes; Petromyzontidae.
CGUGCGUGAGUGCAUGUGCGCGCGUGCGCGUGUGUUGGAUGGGCGGCAGGGGGCAACACCACGUGACGCCGCAUACUUUCCUCUCUGCCUUGGGGUGUGCGCGCUGCGCCGGACGGAGGGACGCGGCGCGCAGAGAGAGCAGAGCGCAAGAAGACACCACCACCAUCAUCAUCAUCAUCGCCACCACCAACACCAACCACUAUCAUCAUGUCGUGGCUCAUGGCGAGACCCGUUGCCAAUGCCCGUCUCUCCGCACAUCGUUACGGCACCCACCGCGCCCGAUAGGCUAAAGAUGGCGAGAUUACAGCGUGGGAUUAGCGCUUGAUGGGAUACCCCUAACGCUCAGACAGUACACUUUUUGUGCGCGCAAGUGUGUGUGUCGCAUUGUGUAACUAGUAACUAACGGCCGACAGAACGCGGCUGCCUGGGCCGCCGUCUGUGCGAGGGUGCUUUUUUUUGUGUUCGCGUUAUUUUGCGCGCGCGUCUGUGGGCGCGCGCGCGUGCGUUUUGUUUUGGUUGGCAUCCCGUCCUCUUUCCAAAGACCGCAUCCACGGCGACCUCGCGCGAAAGUGUCAAGGAGGUUGUCGCGAUUUCGUCCGAAGAAGGAAUUGGCAUCGGCGGCGUCACAAAAGCAGCCAGCAGUUGCAGCAGCAGCAGCAUCGUCAGCGUGGAACGUCAACAACAUCGACAACGUCGUCCCCGUCGUCAUCCUGAAUAACCGCUGCUACUUGCCAAGUUGUCACAUGGCGGGCGAGGCUCGAUCCGGCGGCUCGCGCGCGGGAUUUGUCGGCGUCGACUUUCGACCGAAGCCUUCGAAGCGGCUGCAGCUCGCGCUGCUGGCCUUGACGGGGUUGUGCACGGCAUGCUGGUGCGAGGAGCUGAGCUGCAGCCCGGGUCCCCUGGAGCUCGUGGUUUCCCCGAGCCAGGCGGCCGUGCUCGACUGCCACCUCACGGGCGAGAGCCUCGGUGCCACCGGUCCCAGCUCCGGCCGCGCCACCGCCGCCGUCGGCAACGUGACGUGGACUCACAACGGGGCCCCGCUGGCGGCCGAGAACCAGGCCGUGCUUGUCCUCCCCAACGGCUCGCUGGCCCUGCCGCCCGGGAACGAGGACCUGGACGGCGGCAACUACGCGUGCGAGAUGCUCACGCCGUACGGGACGCUGGUCAGCCGGCCGAUCCGCCUGCGUUACGCCGUGCUGCCCAAGUUCACCCAGCACCCGGUGCCGCAGAAGGUGCCCGAGGGGAGCGUGGCGCGCCUGCAGUGCCGCAUCGAGGGCUCACCGCCGCCCGUCAUCACGUGGGAGAGGGACCACACGCCUCUGCCGCCCGACUCGCGGUUCACGGCGCUGCCCAACGGCGUGCUGCAGAUCGCGAAAGUGGAGCUCGCGGACGAGGGGUCGUACCGCUGCGUAGCCUCGAACUCGGCGAAGAAGCGCUACAGCCAGGACGCCGCCCUUGAAGUCAACUCAGGAGAGAAGAACGAGUCCCAGGACCCGGCGAUUGUGGUCCGGCCGCAGAACGUGACGGUGGUGGCCGGGCGCUCGGCCGUGCUGGAGUGCCUCGCCACGGGCACCCCCGACCCCAUCGUCUCCUGGAGCCGCCUUGACGGGAUGCCCAUCAGCCCAGACGCGGCGGUGCUCGGUCGCUUCAACCUGCUGUUUGUCCGCGUGCGCGCGGUCCACGCCGGGGCCUACGUCUGCCGCGUCAACAAGCUCGGCUCGCGGCAGUUCACCACCGCCACGGCGCAGCUUGCCGUGCUGGUGCCCCCCGCGAUCACGCAGCCCCCCGAGACGCUGAGCAAGGCUCGCGCCGGCACCGCGCGCUUCAUCUGCAAGGUGGAGGGCGAGCCGCCGCCCGUCAUCCGCUGGCUCAAGAACGGGCGGCGCAUCCUCUCCAACGGGCGUGUGCGCAUCCAGAACAACCACAACCUCGUCAUCAACCAGCUGGCCGUCGAGGACGCCGGGCCGUACCAGUGCGUGGCCGAGAACGGGGUGGGUUCGGCAUGCGCCUCGGCCCGCCUCACCGUCACGAUCCGCGAGGGCCUGCCGGGCCCGCCGCGCAACCUGCGUGCUACGGUGCAGUCCAGCGUGGCGCUCGUCAUCGGCUGGGAGAGGCCCGAACAGUACAGCGGAGAGAUCAUCGGAUUCUCCAUCCACUACCAGAAGGCCGUCGGCAUAAACAACGAGGAGUACCAGUUCGCGGUGAACAACGACACGGCCGAAUUCCUGCUGAAGGACUUGGAGCCCGACACCAACUACACCAUCUACAUGGUGGCCUACAGCCAGCGAGGCGCCAGCCAGACCUCGCAGCUGCUCACCGUGAGCACGCCCGAGGACGUCCCGUCGGCGGCGCCGCAGCUCUCCCUGUCGAGCGCCGGCGGCACAGACAUCCGCGUCACCUGGCUCCCCCUGGAGAGGGCGGAGAGCCGCGGCCGCGUGCUGGGCUACCGGGUCGAGUACUCGGCGCAGCGGGAGGACACGGUGCAUGCGGUAGAGGUGCCGGGCGGGGAGACCCAGGUGACGCUGAGCGGCCUGCAGCCGAGCCGCGCCUACCGCGUGCGCAUCUCGGCCGCCACCGGCUCGGGUUCCGGCGAGCCGUCGCCGUGGACGCUGCACCGCACCACGCCGCACAGCAACCGCACCGCACAACCACCCGUCCUGCAGCUCACCGUGGAGUCCAACAGGACGGCUCUGCAAAUCUCCUGGCAUUUGCCCGCCAACCACUUCCAAAUCCGCGGGUACCAGCUGUACUGCCGGCAAGCGCCAGCCGCCCAGGAGCUGGCGGAUGAGCUGGAGGACCCAGGCGAUGAGCCGCCGAUUGAUGGCACGGACUGGCUCAUUGGCCCCAUCUCGCUGCGCAGGAGAGCGACUCACUACACGAUCUCGGGCCUGAAGCCCGGCGUGCUGUACGAGGUGCGACUCGUGGUACACGCCAAACACGACAAUGCCCACGUGGUGACAUGGAGGGGCCGCACGCCCGACCCGCCCAACCGCCCCCCUGCCAGCGACCCCGGCGUGCUGCCCGAGCUGCCCGAGCUGCCCUCAUCGCCGAUGCCGCCCACGCACCUGCUCGCCCAGGGCAACAGCUCGAGCGCCGUGCGGCUCUGGUGGCGCAAGCCGGCGUUCAGCAACGUGGAGAUCGUGGGCUACACGGUGCGCUACGCCCCCUCGCCCGCCCCCACCAACGCCUCGGCCUUCAGCUACAUCCCGUGCGCAGAGGAAGGGCUGCUCGUGCAGGGCCUCAAGCCCUUCACGCGGUACCAGUUCUCGGUGCAGUCGCACGGCCGCAACUCCAACGGGCGCUUCGGGGACACCGUGGAGGAGGCGACGCCGCCCGACCGGCCCAGCACGCCGCCUAUGGACGUGACACUGAGCGCCGUGGACGUGCGGUCGGUGCGCGUGGCCUGGGGGCCCCCGCUGGAGCCCAACGGCCCCGUGUCCGAGUACGUCCUCAUCUACAGCUCCAACGCAUCACUCCCGCGGGAGAUGUGGACCGCCAUCCGCCGUGCCGGCGACGCGCUGAGCGCCGACAUCGUGGGUCUGGAGAGCGGCACCCUCUACUUCUUCAGCGUGGGAGCCAAGACGCCGGUGGGCGCAGGCCCCUUCUCCACCGCGCUGUCCGUUAACACCCUCGUCGAGCCACAGACAACAGGCCUGCCGUUGCUCCUUAACGUGCACUCCCUGACGGGCAUGCUGGUCGGCGUGUGCAUCGCCUUUGCCUGCGUCUCCCUGUGCGUCGCCGUCCUCCUGUGCCGAUCCAAACACGGGCGCGCCUCCCGUCCCGGCGACUGCUGUCUCCCUGGCGCGCCGGGCGACUCGACGGCCUCGGCGUCGGGAAACGGGCCCCAGAUGAGGAACGGCCGCCCCCUGGACUCGCACGAGCUGGAGACGCUCAUGUGCUGCCAGGAGGCGGCGGGGCCGGACGGCACGACGCGCCCGGGCCGCGACGUCGCCGCCGCCGCCGCCACGACGGCGUCGUCGUACUCGCCGUCGCCCUCGGCCCGGGAUCCCGAGCGCCAGCAGCUGGUGCCCAACGGCACGGCCGUGUCCGCGCGCAACAAGGUGGGGAACGGCAGCACCAACCAUGCGGCCACCUGCGUCACGAGCUUCGCAGACGAAACGGCGACGUGCGACGUCUUCUUGAGUCCCAACAGCACGGCGCUCACCGACCUCAGCCUGGACUCCUCUGCGGACGGGGAGGUCUUCUCCAACGGGGGUCAGACCAAUCAGUCGGACUCGGGCUCCUUCGCGGCGGUGGAUGAGGGCGGCCCAGCGACGGACGCCGAGCCGGCCGUCAAGUCGCCCGCGUCGUCGGACAAGGGCCUGGCCGACUCGCCCGAGGAGCCGGCGCCGUCGCAGCAGCAGCCCCAUCUCAGGGGGGCGCCGUGCGACGGGGCCGAGGAGCCGGACGACGUAAACAAAGACGUGGAAGACCCCGCUGCCCCUUUCCACUCGCCCCAUCGCGCCUCUUCUACCUCGCCGGCCGGGCAGCCGUGACCCACGCCGCGGCCGUGAACGCUGACGUUGUUGCAAAAAAAACACAAACGAGAGCGUCCUGGAAACAGGAUCUUGCAAAGGGAUGUUUGGACGUUUCCGCCAAAAGGAGAGCGAGAGAAAAAUGAAAAAGCAGAAAAGUUUAAAAAAGUGAAACAAACAUCCGCAUUUUAAAAACAUGAAAGAAAAGGAUCUCAGGUUUGUGAUUCUUGAGUAACACGUACACUCUGCGAGUGCGAGCAGUCUGGGAACUUUUGUAUGAAGAGUACCGAACUGUGAAAAGGAAAACGCAAUCUAUGCUGCGGUUUCUCGACUGAAACCUACACGGACUCAAGUGUCGUCAGUUUGAAGCCUCUAGUGCAAGGUCUCCGGUUUCCAUUUGUGUUUUGUUGCCGUUGGUUUAAUGACAAACAAAUCAACUGAGGAUGAAACGGUGUAAUUUCUAACGUUUUUUUAUUCAUUAUUUUGUAUUCCGCUGCAUAAAAAAAAAGACUGGAAUGGUGCUCCAAUCUUAGGUCACGAAACGGCAGAAUAUAGGUGCUUUUUGUUAAUGUUUCGUUUCUAGAUUACUGAGAAGACAACACGACUACCUCAUUACCACACAAAGUUCUGUCUUUUCGUUGACUUAAAAAUAACAACAACAUUCUGAUGUUUCACCGAACGAGCCCUCUCGUGUCCUCGAGUCAACCAAAUGCGCCAAUCAGCUCCGUGUUUGUAAAACGGUUGUUGGAAACCGCCCGGCAUUCUGGGUAACCACGAUCGGCUUCCUGACUGCCGGUGCCACAGUUCGGUAGCGGGCUAACAACUUUUUGGUGACCGCAUUCUUUUGUUUUUGUCGCUCUUAAUUUCAACGUUUGCCUCAAAGUGCCUUCGAAAAAUUGAAACGAACGGAAUUAUGCAGAACAAAAUUGAAAUGUUUCGACAGAGUUUAGUUGCUGCUGGAAAAAAAGAACGACAGCUUUGAAAGUUGGGUCCAAACGUGCUAAAUUAGUGUUUUGCCUCCUUGACGGGUCCUCGUGACACCAUCUUCUGCAGGUCUUUUCAUUCCUGGUUUAUUCCACGCAUGCUUUCCCCCCGCAAAAUGUCACAGCACACGUGCUGGUGUGUUCGAGUAUCCGUAGUCUUGCCCUGUGUUUUUAAUGAGCUGUAAAUUUUCCAAAUAAUGUCGGCUGCUCAGCGACACCUGAUCUUUGCUUUGACGCAGCAGUCGAUAAUUAUUUUACAAACCGCCAAGUUAUAUGGUUCUUGAUGAUUAUAUCAGAAGGGACUGCCACAUGCUUUAGUAUAACGGUACAAAAUCACUGAGGUGAGAUAUAGAAGCGGAUCUCUAUCACUAAAUCUUUCCCUCAAUGGACCGAUUAAGCAGAAUGGACAAGGUCCCUUUAUUGGAACGUCUUGACUCGCCUGAACGAGAGACGAAAACUUGUUAAAGCAGAUUUUUUAUAUAUGUCCCACCCUGCCACACAUGAGGUGCUAAUAAUGCAUGUGGCACAGAUUCGGAAAAAUCUACAGCGGUGUCCGCUUAGUCAGGAAUUUUAAAAAGCAGUACAUUUCUAUGAAAAAAAACAGAUAUAUUGUUGUGCAGAUACUUUGUUGUCAUUUGAUUUUUUUUGCAGAUAACUGCAAUUAAAUAACCCUAAUGUCCUGUAAAUUCCCACAAGGUGCUGUGGCGUAAUCACGAGAUUUCCAUCAUCGGCGUACGGUUGCCACCCUCGGGGGUACGCAGACACCAAGAUGUAACCGUGGCAGGUACAAAAAUGUCUCAUAAUACCGGAAGAGGGGAUGGACUACCUGUAAAAAAAAAAUGUUUCGUGAUUUCGGUGGUCGAUCAUCGCCUAACUGAUAAUGCUUCUUGAAAGAUUUGCAAGUUUCCCGGGACAGCUGCCUCGAAAAGAGGAGUCCCUGGGAAAACCAGGAUGGGUGGCUACCACACCCGUGGGCAGGACUUGCAAAAGCGAGGGUCGUACCUGGAGACUCUGUGGUCGCCUUGGCCGGGGCUGCUGGGCCUGGCGACCUCUUUGAGUGCCAGAGGCACGAGGGGGCUUCUUCACCCACUGGACCGAGUCUCAGGGUCCACACAGAAUGAGGGGCGACGUGGGGUUUAUGGGGGGCAGGGGUGGGUGGGCCCAGGGAAUAUAUUGGGACCCCCUGGGGGAGACAGGGGAGGGAUGUUGGGAGGGGAAACUUCAUAGCACUUAUUUUUGUGGAGCGGGAAGUUGAGGCGACAGUCUGAAAGAAGAAAAUGUGCAGCGUAAAAGCGAACGGAAAGUUUAGAAACGAAAACAUACACGUAGCGCCCGGGCCAGCAGGUUUGGGUAAUUACAACACGCAACAUUUGUAACUGUGACAUUUUCCUGCCAUGUUUUGUACAACAAUGCAGUUUUUACUAUUUUAGAUUGGUUGACGAAGUGUUUUUAUCGGUCAUUUUUCAUUCGAGCUGCACUGUAUAGUAUUUAAAUGAGAGCUGCGGGAUGGGUGCGGGAGGGGACAGGGGUAAAUAAUAUUCUUCUGGUUACGAACGAAAAAAAAGACAUGUGCAGCGUUUGCUGGAGAGUUUGGAGCCUUUUUUUGUACGAUGAACAGUUCUGGACAGAAUGUGUUUUUUUAUAUAUCUCUCGUGAUGGUUUUUUCUUUGUAUUUCUACAUCCGAACCUCGUACGGACUCCCGUCACAGACAACACGGUGGCUGCGGCGACGAUGGCUCCGGCUUCCAUGCCGGCCAGCGCGCGCCCGCAAAGCGCCGCUUUGCGUUUCUUGGAAGUCCAUGCCACGUUUUUAAUGCCCGUCCGUCACGUCAUGCCUUUGGAGUGCCCAUUCACCGCCGCUCUCCCCGCUCCGGGGGCAGGAGCCCAAGCUCAGGCAGCUGCGGGGACAUCGUUGGCGACAGCUCCUGGUCGAACGGGGCGCCACCACGCCCGGUGCCCAGGUGGCAGCCGACUGCAGUAGUCACCACAGCCCGAUGAUUGUACAGCGGACUGACCUCCAACCAAACGGCAAUUUGCCUAUGCGCCUAAAAAAUAUAUAAAAUAAAAAAAUACCAAUGCAGCCUAGUUAUUUUUUAUACAUAGGCCAAAUAAACAGUAGAGCACUUAAUGCUUUAACGGCAUUAGCUGGGGAAUGGCUUAUUCGGAAUAAUGCUCCCGUUUAACUCUUAAAGGGGGCUUGAACAAAAAACUCGCACGGACUUCCAGGACAAUUUGGGACUUGGAAAGGAGACCCCAGUGGGCCCUCCACCUCAUCCCAGUGGUUCCUCUUGACUCUCCGCUGCAAAGGCCGCUGCUGGGGUUGUCCUGCAGCUUCUUGACCCACCAUGUCAGGCUGACGACGAUGUCGGUCUUCAGAGAGCCGAAGGUGGGGGCUGAGCGAGCCCUUCCCUCGCAGAAUUGCCGUUUAAAAUUGAGAGCUACUGUCAGCGGAUCGACCCGGCGACACCAAUUGAGUUAUUAAUCGCUACCCUUGAAGAAUUAUUGAUGCCAUAUGUACUUAAGGUUUUUUUUUGAUGAACACAUAAAUUACUGACAAAAUUUGUUUUAGAUGCCUUACACUUGGUUAAUUCAUCUGAUCGUGACUCUUGUAGUUUACAAUUGUGCACCGUGGUAAUUUUACUUUUACCGGCGUUACAAAAGCACGCCAAUACCCAAUCCGACGUGGCCGAUAUUAUAAAAUUCGUGACAAGCAGCGCGGCGCGUUAGCUUUCAAACAUCAGUUAACGGAAUUAUUAAACCCCGCGACUUGAAUUCCAGUUUUUCCCUCGACAGAUCGGCCUUCUGCCGUGGUUGUUGCUGAGGUGUAAGGCGGCGGGGGGGGGGGGGGGUCUCGUGGGCUAAUUGCAGAUAUUCGACUUUUUCCUUGAAAUUUUAAAGGAGAGUCCAGAUAAAUCACUGGUGGGUUAUGCGUCGGCCUCAGACAAACAGCUGUUACCUCAGGUAAUUGUAUAAUUCAUUUUUGCCAUGAUGAAAUGUGUUAAGGUAUGCAAGGGCUUUUUUUGACACUAAAAAAGCUGAUAUUUAUACACAAAAGUUUGCCAGCUGUACACACGAUGUACUCAUUCAGGGCAAAAAACAAAUGAAGUUUUUUUUUUCUUUGUGUUACUCGUUGUAUAAAAAGGUAGCAGGGAUUUUCAACAAAUUGUGUUGUCAUAUACAUUUUUUAAAUACUGUUUUUUUUUUAAAAGAGCCUUUUACAAAUGAACAGUUCGGUUUUUUUUGUGUUUCAUGUUAUGCAUCUCUGUUACCACUGUUACGUGACUCAGUGAUGUCCAAUCUGUAAUAUAUUUAUAUUUACAGUAGCGCGUAACGACAAGUAAAUAAGAUACUGUGAGAAUGUUAAAUGCAUGGUAGUAUGAAGAUUUUGAAGCUCAUGUAGAAGUCUUCAAGUGGACGCUGUAGAGCUGGUUCAACAUUGUGCGUGUUCGGAUAUUUCUGCCGGCAGUGCGGAAUUGUGUUACGCGUGCGCAGUUUUUUUUCAAUGCGGCAGCUGCCAGGUCGGUCAGUCGCGGUGUUGCCAAACUCGGCGAUUUUGUCGCCAGACCCAGCGAACUUUUGAGUUUCCCCGAGCGGCAAAAUUCCGUCAAAGCGGAAAAAUCUGUUGACUUUCUGGGGCGAAUACGUAACGCAGAUUUCAACAGCGAUUCCAUGCUUGUAUUAAGGAUCUGGUAUUAGUUUACUAUGUUGAAUACUUGGUAAAUUGCCUGUUGACGUGAUUCCAGGUGUGUAUUAAGGAUCAUCUGUUUUAAUACUUGGUCAACUAUCUGGCGACAUGUUAGUCGACUUUAGAAGGUCUAUCUGGUGCACAUCUAGCGAUUCUUAGAAGUUCGUUUCGGCUACUUUCCGCUUUAAGGAGUUGGCAACAUUAAUCGAUUGGACCACGAGGUCACGAGUUGUCAUCCUGCCAUGCAGAUACAGCCCAAAAACAUCACGUGCGACCUGACGGCCCCCCGUGGUCCACGCCUUGCACUCGCCGGAGUUUGCGUCGAAUGCAGCUGGGACAGCUCUGAUAUUAACCGCAGCGAUUGUGCAGAUACAAUGGUAAUUAUAACGGGGCAUCCUUGUCAAUGAUCAUAUCUGAAGGUAGACAAAGCUGAUAACGAUCAUGAUGAUAAUAAUGAUAAUGAUGGUGAUCCUUGGUCCGACUCGACACACGUGCGUGCGUUCGGGCGUGUUGGCGAGAAAACGGUGGCAGGGUGAUCGUUUCGCGGCCGCUGGCUCUCCUGGCUGAAUUUCCAUUUGCCGUUUCUGCAGCAGCAGCGGCGGCGGCGGCGGCGGCGGCGGCGGCGAUGACCCCGUGCUGGCUUCGUGUCGGUGUCGCACAACGCCUCUCGCGCCGCACCAGGAGCCUGUCGCGCGUAUUAAGAGGGAAAUAUCCGGCUGCUCGCGCGGGCAUUUAAACUGCUAUGAUGUCAUCAGCGGUUUGUAAAUGAAUUGUAACAAGUUUAUAACCUUUUUCUUCGUAACAUCAGCAGCAUAUCUCGAGUGCCCCCCGUGCCCGUGUGCCCCCGGCGUGCGUGACCCCGUCAAACUCCCCUUGGCUCAUCUCAAGCAGAAUUCCCACCGUCUCUUUUAUUACUAUUGUUUUUAUUAAAUUUCCCUUUUUACAUUAUCCUCAUAUCUAACAGUUUUAUUGUUAUUAUCAUCAUGGCAAAUAAUGUUUUUUUUUGUUAUUUAGACCGAAGCCAUCUUUACCUUCAUUUUAUUUCAUAUUUAAUUGUUGCUAUUCCAUUACUUGCUAAGUUCUGCUACGAGGAUGAAUUAAGAACAAAGCGGAGGAGGGAGGGAGGGAGGGAGGUUGGAGGUUGGAGGGUGGAUGGAUGGAGCAGGAGGAGGCUGCACUGCUUGGAGACGCGUGGCGCCCGGCUUUUUUUUUGUUGUUGCUCGAGGACGUGGCGCUGUCGCGCGUCGCCGUGCUGCUGCUCGUCUCUUCCCGUGCCGCCGCACGAAGGCCGGUCGCGUGGGGCCGUGCCGCAUGCCAACCUGGCUCCGCUAACAUGGGGCAGGAGUGCCCCCCCUCCCCCCCCCCCCAUCCGCCCGCCCGCCCGCCGAAACAGUGCGGUCCAAAAACCCAAGUUAUGUUUUUAUUUGUAUUAAAUCAGCCUGUUAUUCCCCUCCUGUGGAACGCUGCAAUGCGAUCUUACACUCUCGUAAGAUGCAACAUUCGACGGUAAGCAGUCGUAUGAAAGAGAAGGCACGGGAGGUUUCUGCUACCCGUCGUAAGCGUGUACAAAUAGUAACGUGUAAAUUAAAUAAUACAUUAAAGGCAAAUUAUGUAAAAUGUUUCCCAAAAGAAGACCGGGUUGGCUGACAUGACAAGAUCUAUUUUCUCUCAAUUAUAUUCCACUCGUGCAGAAAAAAAUGUCCUUUAGGAACUAUUGCACCACUCCAUGCAUCAACCGGUGUUUGAGAAAAACCCAUUGGAGGUGAUUAUCCAGAACUACUGAGGUUCCAAGGGACCUCUUUGUCUACACCAGGGGAUGCUGCUGCACUCUCCGACCCGUACUGCUGUGGAGACGUCAGUUACAUGUCAGUCGUAUUGACACCGUUGCCAAAUUAAAUGAAAAUUGACACAAGCACAUCGUUUCCAAAUUGAGCACUUGAGAUGGCCGCUUUGUGUGAACGCCGCUCUUCGGAAAGACAUUUCGGCUGAACAUUUAACAGACGGCGACAGGGGAAGAAAAAAAAGUACACGUAUUGUUUCAGAAUUCCUCUACACGGUAUAUUUGCUGGAGUGGCAACGUUACACUUCACGUAAUCGAUUGAUGAUUAUCGCAAACCGUCUGCAAGAAUAACGGCCGUGCAGGAAGGGGGAUGAGCCUCCUGUGAUGGAACGGAGCCGCUUUGACAGCACUAAAUGUCGGCGCGCGUAUUCGGCGCAUGCGCUGUGCUGGAGAUGCAGGUGGCGGUGCAUGUAGAUUGAUGUGCGUUUUUAUUUUAUUUUCCUGUAAAUCGAUAACGAUAUUUAAAGGAUGUAAAUUUGAAGGGUGGGUGGGGCGGUACGGGGCGGGGGAGUAAAACGAAAAUAAGUGCUGUAGGUGGCUGCUAUGUGUGUAUUGUGUAUACAGACAUUACAAACGUUACGUGGUACGUUUUAUACAAAGUGCAUUCUGGUGUUACCCCCCCCCCCCCCACCUUUGCCUUUCUGCCACACGAGCCGCGUCACGCAGCCACGUGCGUCGCGCGUUCAUUGGCGCUGCGGUGCCCCCCAAACGCGGGACAAAAAAAAAACGAAAAGAAAUCCGAAUCGCCCCGGGAGAAAAUUAAAACGAAUUGGCGGCUUAAUACUGACAGGCGGGAAUCCGUUCGAUUUGGAGACGUUUAUUCACGAGACCGGCUCGGCCAAUCUCUGCGUUCCGUUCAAGUGUUAGGCGAUUAGGUCAGUUUGUUCAGAGGUAUUCGGCAAGAAGUGGAACAUAAGGGACUGCACUUGGAGUGUCACAGAAACCCGUGCUGAAGAGGCAACGCACCUGUACCAAAUGUCCUCAUUGACAAAUAUUGCUUCGUGACUUAAAUUUACAAGUUUAAAUCGGCCGACGUCACGGGGAAUUGGUAUCGGUGGAAGAUCGGGUGACUUGGAAUUUGGAAUUUUGGAGGCAUCAGACUUGCAGAGUUAAAAUAUUGUCUCUUUGUCCCGCUCUGCUCUGAUGAAUGGUCAUUACCAUAAAUGUUAGCUCAUAUUUGUUUUCAGCUGUAGAAUGAGGCCGCGUUAAUCAAGACGGUGGUGAAGCCUUUACAGCCAAUGAUCAGGUAUCCGCUGCCUUGUAACAGCAAUGCAAUGUUGGUAUUCCGUCGGACAGUAUGGAGAGAAGCAACCAGAAAAACCCACCUCCUGCAAAGUUCCCAACUAUCAUUUACCAAUUCUAGAUUUAAAGCUUUCGUGACUGCUAGGAUCCAUACUCUUUGGUUCUAUUGACUUUACCCAAUAGAACCAAAGAGUAUCAUUUACCAAAUUCCAUUAAAACUUUGCCCCCCGUAAUUUUUGUAAUUGGAUCCAAAGUUGCUGUUUUUUUCAUAUAAUUUGUACGCCUAUGAUGCUUAAACAGUUACACUGGAUUUUAAGUUGUAUAUUUUGUAAACAAAACACAAAAACACUUCGCAGAAUCUACUUAAUUCACAAUUAUGAUCUGCGCCGGCAACUCAAGUCGAUUGUUGAGGCGCGGAGGUGGUUUGUAUUCCCACGAAUAAUUAAGCCGGGUUGUUGUUGCGUUGAUCCGGCCCGGAGAGAGGAGGCUCCUUACCAAAAGACGGCGCGACGUUGGGCACUUCCAAGAAUCCACGUGGGGACCGUUCCCGUUUGCUAUCACAGUUCGCUGUGCGUGCCCGCGCGCUGGGCUGAAGGUGGAUUCAGAAACCUUACGGACGUGUGAUGCAGAAUGGUGAAUGACAGCUAUACACCAAGCUUCGUGUUUAAUACUGUACGUCGUCUUCGCGAGACUUGAUAUAAAAAAAGAAAUUACGUAAAAAUAAAAAAAAUUAACCCCUUACGUACAUAGGACA